This is a messenger RNA of Rotaria sp. Silwood2, 795 nucleotides long. Lineage: Eukaryota; Metazoa; Rotifera; Eurotatoria; Philodinida; Philodinidae. The record is from the annotation of a GenBank genome assembly.
UUUAGUAUAACUUAUAGUGUUCCUCUGAAUGAAUUUUUUCCAUAUGGAUCAACAGCUAGCGAGCAAUUGUUUUCACCGAACGAUGAUGAGACGAACAAUGGUCUUUUUUCUUUUCUGGGGCCAAUAUAUCAAUUUGUACCUACACCUUUUCCACUUAACGAUGGUCGUCGCGUGAUUGCCGGAUUCUGGUCUGAUAUAGAUACGCGAAGCUCUAUUCCAUCGGGUAAUAAAGUUUAUUAUCAGAUUCAUGUCAAUCAAAGCAAUACUAUUGUAUUUGAAAAAGCAGUAGCUUAUGUUCAACAAUAUUUUCCUGGUGAACGAUCAUUUAAUCCAUCGAUGAUUAUUACUGGUACAUGGUAUCGAGUUGGUGCUUAUUCUUAUCAAACAAAUCUAGUGAAUACAUUUCAAAUUAUCCUGGCAACAGAUGAAAUACGUAGUUUUGCUUUUCUUUUUUAUAAUGAUUUACAAUGGGCUAGUCCUUCAACUAGUUCUUUAAUAGAGGUCAAUUCAUCAUCUGAAAUCGGUGGUCAAGCUGGCUUUAAUGCAGGUGAUAGUAUUAUUUAUGAAAUGUUACCCUAUUCCCGAACCAGUUAUGUUCGUCGAUUAGUAAAUACAAGUAAUGUCAAUGUUCCUAGUCUCUUUGUUUUUCGAAUUGAUUCCGAUACAAUGCUGUCGGUGGCUGUGAUAAUGAUUCAAAUUCGCUAUUUCGACCACGUCGUGGAUCUCAACUUGGUUUUACAGCAAUUACUAGUCAAGGUCCAUGUUUCACAAAUACUUAGGUCAGUCCAAAAGUAG